Molecule: messenger RNA, 2181 nt
Organism: Amphiprion ocellaris (clown anemonefish)
Lineage: Eukaryota; Metazoa; Chordata; Actinopteri; Pomacentridae
Gene: stm
Product: starmaker
Exons: 14
Coding region: 1-1800 (599 amino acids)
Molecular function (GO): nucleic acid binding
Source: RefSeq, a predicted model, not a curated record
AUGGGGAGAGAGCUGGUCGGCACCUUUAGGGUCCCUGAAGGUGUGAAAAUGACCUUUGCAACGUAUGUGGAGUUUCUGACUGACCGCUUUCUUCCAUGGUACAAAAAGAAGAACCGUGCUUUCCGAAACAAAAUCAUCUUCAUGCACAACAAUUCACCAUCUCAUGCUGCAAGGAAUACCUCUGCAUCACUGGCUGCUAUGGGCAUAAAAGGAGAGAAAGUCAUGGUGUGGCCCCCAUCCUCCCCUGACCUCAACCCUACUGAGAACCUUUGGAGCAUCUUCAAGCAAAACAUCUAUGAGGGUGGGAGGCAGUUCACAUCCAAACAGCAGCUCUGGGAGGCUGUUCUGACAUCCUGCAAAGAAAUUCAAGCAGAAACUCUCCAAAAACUCACAAGUUCAAUGGAUACAAGAACUGUGAAGGAGAAUAAAAAUGUUUCUAUUUCUUCUGUUUCAGACAAAACUCCUCAGGAUCUGCUGAAUGGUGAUAAUGUGACUGUGAAGCCAACAGAAGCUACUGCAAGUCAAGAGCAACCUGAAGCUGUCCCAGAUUCUACUGCAGCAUCAGGUUCAGACGACAGCGACAGCAGCAACAGCGAAGCUGUCCCAGAUUCUACUGCUGCAUCAGCUCCUUCAGAUGACAGCGACAGCAGCAACAGCGAAGCUCCGACAGAUGUUUCAACUGAAUCACCAGCUGCUUCAGAGCCCUCAGACGCAGACAGCAGCAGCGCUGGAGCUGGUUCAGAAGACCCCAGCAUAGACAGCGCCGACAUCAGCAGCCUUGAAGACAUUGAAGAGGCUGAUGAAGAAAAAGACGCCAAAGACAACGACAGCAGCAACAAAGCUGAUGAGGACGAAGGAACCGACAGCAGCGAAGACAACGGCACUGAUGAUGUGGAGAUCAAUGAAGGCAAAGACACCGAUGACAGCCCUAAUGAUGGCCCUGAUGACAUCACCGAUGACGGUCCUGAUGACGGCACCAAUGACGGUCCUGAUGACGGCACCAAUGACGGCAGCGAUGACAGUCCUGAUGACGGUCCUGAUGAGAGCCCUGAUGACGGCAGCGAUGACAGUCCUGAUGACGGCCCUGAUGACGGCAGCGAUGAUGGUUCUGAUGACGGCACUGAUGGUGACGCCAAAAACAACAGUGAUGACAGUACAGAAGGAAAAGUCGACAGCAUUAAUAGUGAAGAGAAUGAGACAGUGGAGGGUGUCGAAGGAGCUGAGGUAGAGGAGGAUACAGAGGAGCAGACAGGGCAGGAGGGGCAGCAGGGGGAGAAGUCAGAGGAGGAGGUGAUAGUUGAUGUAGAGGCAAGCGAAGAUGCAAGUCAGGUUCAGGAUGGAGAGGAUACUGAGGAGUCAGACAAGGAUGUGAAGAGUGAUGAAAAUAAGGAAGGAGAUAAAGAAAGCAAUAAAGAUGAGGAGAGCUCAGAGCAGGCCACAGAAGAUAACGUAGAGGUUGAAAUCACAGCUGAUGAUGAAAGUCAAACUAAAGGAGAUGAAAGUAGUGAGAAUGUCAGUGAUGAGAACAAUGACACUUCGGAGUCCGUCUCAGAGGAGGAGAACGAAGCAGAAGAUGAGGAAGAAAAACAGGAGGAUGAGAAGGAGGAGAAGGAGUCAGAGGAGGAGGAGAAGGAGUCAGACGAGAACAAGGAGCCGGACGAGGACGAAGAUGAGGACACAGAGGAGGAGGACAAGGAGCUAGAGGAGGUGGCGAUGGUUCCAAACCCUGAAGACUCCACUGAAGCGACAGCGUCUGACAAACCGGACCAGCUUGAUGACACCACACAGGCUUCGAAUUAGAUGCUUAUCGUGUGAACUGUGGAAGCUCGAAGACUUCAGAGCCACGCGUCCACAGUGGAAUACUGUUGCCAUGACAACAACCUGCUAAAUGCAUCUGAACCCCCCCACCCUGUUUGUUUUCCCGCCUGCAUCCUGAUUGGCCGUCUGUCUCUUCCUCCUCUGGUUGCCGUAGCGAUAAACCUGAACUCUUCCACCAGUCGCCAGCCGGCGUCGCUGUCAUGUGACCUUUAACGCUCUGCAGAAACAUUAAACUGCUGCUGAUUUCACAUUAACGUGUACAUACAGUCCAUCGUUUACUGAUUUUUAAGAGGAGCCGAGGGACGAGCACAAAGUCGCUAAUUGUACACGGACGAAGUGCUAAUAAAGUUUGAACUGUCAGAA